Molecule: messenger RNA, 4139 nt
Organism: Uranotaenia lowii
Lineage: Eukaryota; Metazoa; Arthropoda; Insecta; Diptera; Culicidae
Exons: 6
Coding region: 930-4067 (1045 amino acids)
Biological process (GO): iron ion transport
Cellular component (GO): plasma membrane
Molecular function (GO): copper ion binding; oxidoreductase activity
Source: RefSeq, a predicted model, not a curated record
CAAGUUAAGCCAAGCCGAGCCGACCCGGUCAGAGCAGAGCCUUCAUCAGUUGCUUCCUCGCAGGCUUUGGAAACGCGCGCGAAAUUCUCCAGCGCUUCUGGAAUGCGCGCGCGCAAGGAUAGUUCAUCUCGUUCAAAUCGAAGCUUCAAGCGUGUUGCUCUAAAAGUGAGAUCGUCGGUUUUUCUUUCCAAGUUAUUCAAAUAAUUACAAAUUGUGGAAUACAAGGUGUACUUAAGACACGGUUUUUUCCCAAUAAGUGGUCGGAAAAAAGUUACAUGCUUCGCGCUACCGAGUGUUUAACCAGCUCAAGUGUUUUUGCUCUAUUGGUUUUUUUUUAUAAAGUGUCAACCGAUUGUUUGCGAUAGCAUCAAUAGUUACUGAAAAUUCAAACUGGGAGGAAGACUUACGCCCCCGGAAUCGUGCUCUGGAAGAAAGUAAAUAAGAAGAAAACACGCAGACGCUUUUCGACAACGUGGAACAGCAUCCACCUUCUGUUCCUUCAUAUCUCUUAUCAUCUUUCUGCCGCCGAAGUUUACGAAUUGUAAAAUGUGUCUAGUGAUAUUACUGUAGAUUGGUGGUUCUCUAUGGAGUGAUAAGUUGGUGAUAAAAAUAAGGAGAUUCCACCCACGACACGGUCACGUUAUAUUCCCCAUGUUAGCGAGGUGCCCCCUUGAAUAAUAUUUGUGGAAAAAAUCAAUCGAGUGCCUAUCUACAUAUCUAUCAAAUCUUAAGCGACGAUCUUUCGACGAACGUGAUGAUAAUUAGACAAAUCUAGUGCCUGCUCACGAAGAUAAGAGCCAACGGAUAAAAAAUUCAUUUAAAAAAAAAUCGAUGAUCUUGACCGCCUAAACGUGUCACAAAACAAAUCGUUCCUCACACCAGUUUACAUCUCCAGUCAGUGAUCCUCCGAAAGUACCAAGUACCUGCUAAUGGAGACAUCGUCGUUGCACGAGAUGAUGUGCCAAAAGCUGCAACAGCAUCACCGUAAACAUCGACAUCAUCAUCGGAAGAUGCCGGGGACGACACAGACGUUGACGUCGUUGCUGCUACUCAUCGCCAUCGGAUUGACCUCCGUUGAUAUCGCUUUAGUCCACGGUCAAUCAGUCAGUUCCUCAGAUUGCGACCCCUCGAAGUGCACACCGCCGGUCGACAUACCGGACUCGCUGUUGCAACUCGGCGAACGCACCGUCCGGGAACUGGUCAACUGUUGCGAAGUAACCCGGAUACACUGUGACUACCGGCUCUGCCCACCGAAGAUCGAGUUCUGCGACCCUGAACAGCAAACCGUGCGACCUAAGAUUACUCAGGGAAGAUGCUGUACAGUUUACGAAUGCGAGAGCUCCUCCCGAAUGACGCGAGGAGAGAUGCCGACGCAACAACCGCUAGAAGACAUGCAGUCGGAGGAGCAGCAAUGUGAGGUGGAAAUCAACGGAACCGCUAGCCGAAAGCAAAUCGGAGAGAAAUGGUUCGGUAUGGUCAACGGGACGACCUGCAUGAACUACGAAUGUUUACCGGGGUUCGGGGCGUCCAGUGAGCCUUUCGUCAACUCAAUUGGAAUCGCCUGUAAUGCCAACUGUUCGGAGGGUUUCGCUCUCGAAUACUCCGAUCAGCACUGCUGUCCACAGUGUGUGCAGGCAAUGUGUCGCUUCGACGAUCGUUUCUACCGGGAAGCGGAAUCGUGGCAAAGCGCGGACAGUUGCUUGAAAUAUCGAUGCGUAAAAGAGAAUGGAUUGCUUUCGAUCACCUCGGAACGAAAGCGAUGUCCAACACUGGAGAACUGUUCCGCGGAGAAUGUAGUUGAGGUGGAGUGUUGCAGUGUUUGUCGCAGGCCGAAAACUGAGACCACUACAGUGCACUAUGACGCUAGGGAAGCAGUUGAGUAUUUUGAUGAGCAGGAUUAUAAGAAUCAUACUUGUAAGAGGGAAUGUUUGCGCGGUCGCAAACCAAUGACCUGUUACUACAAAUUCGAGAUAGAGUGGUACCAAACUUUGAGCAAAGCAUGCUACGAUUGUCCCUACAACGCGACGGAUUGCGCACGGCCUCACUGUAUUGCUGCGGAUGGUGUGAAGAGGAAUGUUAUGGUCAUCAAUCGGAUGAUGCCUGGACCGACGAUCGAGGUGUGUGAGAACGACAUAAUUAUGGUAGAUGUGGUCAAUGGGCUGAUGGGUGAAAGUACUACUAUACAUUGGCACGGAUUACAUAUGAAGAGGACGCCAUUCAUGGACGGGGUACCGCACAUCUCACAGUGUCCCAUUAGUCCAGGUAAUACGUUCAGGUACACUUUCAAGGCCGACAACCCAGGUACACACUUCUGGCACUCGCAUACCGGUAUGCAACGAGGUGAUGGUGCCUUUGGUCCACUAAUCAUCCGAAGGGAUAAUGAUCCUCAAGAAAUAAUGUACGAUCAUGAUCUUACCGAACAUGUCAUCACUCUGCAAGAUUGGGGUCAUGCCAGUGGAGUUCAGCUAUUCACAGCUCAUCAUCAUUCUACGGGUGAUAAUAAACCACCGAAUAUAUUGGUCAACGGUCGCGGAAAAUACUUCCAAAGAUUCCCGAAGAUUACACCCAUUAACCCAACCACAGAAGCACCUUCUACUGCGACCCCUGAGGAACCCACCACAACUUCACCAAACUACCUAGACGACGCAGAAUUGAUUCAGAACUCCAAAGACAAGACUUUGAAAAUGGAAUCUACUUCAGUGGAAUCGCCAAGUGUAGAUGUGUCCAAAAACAGUUCAACACGCUCACUCAAUCGCAUCAAACGACAAUCACGGACAGUCAACUACAACGCCGUAAUAGUGCCUGAAUCAAAAUUCAUCCCCUUAACCGUAUUCAAAGUAGAAUCGAAGAAGCGCUACCGCUUCCGGCUAAUCAAUGCAGAAUUCCUUAACUGUCCAGUAGAACUUUCCGUCGAAGGUCACAACAUCACCGUGAUAGCUUCCGAUGGCUUCGACAUGAAUCCGGUGGAAGAUUUGGCCUCAUUCGUCAGCUACGCCGGCGAGAGGUUCGAUUUUAUCAUACGUGCCAACCAACCCGUAGGAAACUAUCUGAUCCGAUUCCGUGGCCUCAUGGAUUGCGAUGAGCGUUUCACCUCGGCCUACCAGGUGGCAGUCCUCCGCUAUCAGGGUGCACCGGAGGUCGAGUACGAAGAGUGGCCCAGCUACGAUUUUCCGCUGACCGGGCUUCAGCUCAACUCGCUCAACAAAGGUACCGGAAAUGUAGACACCCUUUCGAUCGCCGAAACCACCUCCCGGGAUCAGGAGGAUUUGCUGCUGCUCAAAGAAAAGACUGAUUACAAAUUUUACGUUUACUACGACUUUUACGCUAAGGACAAUCCUCACUUUCAUGUGCCAUCGCUUUACGGGUUCCAUAGUGUUAUCAACAACACCAACCGGCUGUUCACACCGCAGCUGAACCACAUCUCGAUGCGAAUGCCCAAGCUGCCGAUGAUGCCUUACAAGGACCAACUGGACGAAUCGAGUUUCUGCAAUGCAAGCUCGCUGCUGGAACAGGGCCGAAACUGCCGGGAGGAGUUUUGCGAGUGCAGCCACGUGCUCCAGAUUCCGCUGAACGCAACCGUCGAGAUGGUCCUCAUUGACGAGGGCUUCACCUUCGAUGCCAACCACCCGUUCCAUUUGCAUGGACAUGCCUUCCGGGUUGUCGGAAUGGAGCGCCUAGCCGGGAACAUUACUGCCGAGGAAGUGCAGCGGAUGGACGAGGCCGGAAGAAUCAAGCGCCGGCUGAAGGGAGCACCCCGUAAGGAUACGGUAACAAUUCCGGACGGCGGGUACACCAUCAUCCGAUUCAUUGCCAACAAUCCAGGCUACUGGUUGUUCCACUGUCACAUCGAAUUUCACGCGGAAAUUGGAAUGGCCCUGGUGUUGAAGGUGGGAGAAGCUUCGGAGAUGGCUUCGGUACCGGCUAACUUUCCCAAGUGUGGAGACUUCAUGCCAGACUCGUUGGCCACCAGUUCUGGCAUCAGCCAUCACCAUCGAUUGGUUGCUAGUUUUUGGAUUCUUCUACUGACGAUGAUUAGCCUGAUACAAGUAUUUUCGAACCGAGUGUGAUAUUAAUGUUAAACGAGUUGUAAGCUCUUCACUAGUUUUAAAUUCAAUAUUAUAGAUAAUUAACGAGUUUUA